GAGAGAGAGAGAGAGAGAGAGAGAGAGGCGCUCUUCUUCGCUGCUAUUACAGUGUUUCUCUCUUCUCUCUACUCUUUAUAAAACGGCUUCCGUCGUCAAUGGCGUGAACCUAGAAAAAAAAUUAAAACUCUCAUUCUUCUCUCUCUCUCUCUCUUCUCCAUCGUUUUCACACUUUUCUCGCCGCCCUUUAUCCUUAUCCGAUAAACCCAUCAAAACCCACAAACCCCAACAAUACACAGUUUCUUUCUUUUCUUCUAUUUAAUAAAAUCCAGAGCCGUCGGGAAAAACAAACCCAACCGCUGGUGCUACUCUCAGGACGACUAGUUGAUUUUACACUUAAGAGAAAGUUUUUUUUGGUUUUGAAAUCGGAAGGAAGAAGAUGAAGUACGUGCUUGUGACAGGCGGUGUUGUGAGUGGAUUAGGCAAAGGAGUAACAGCUAGUAGUAUUGGUGUUCUCCUUAAAGCUUGUGGUCUUCGUGUUACUUCUAUCAAAAUCGAUCCUUAUCUAAACACUGAUGCUGGAACCAUGUCUCCAUUUGAGCAUGGUGAAGUGUUUGUCUUGGACGAUGGUGGUGAGGUGGAUCUUGAUCUUGGAAACUACGAGAGGUUUUUAGAUAUUAAAUUAACCAGAGACAAUAACAUCACUACUGGGAAAAUUUACCAGCAUGUUAUUGCUAAAGAGAGGAAAGGAGAUUAUUUGGGAAAGACUGUUCAGGUUGUUCCUCAUGUCACUGAUGCAAUUCAAGAUUGGAUUGAGAGAGUUGCGGUUAUUCCUGUUGAUGGAGAAGAGGAUCCUGCUGAUGUUUGCGUUAUUGAAUUAGGGGGAACUAUAGGUGAUAUUGAAUCUGCACCUUUUAUCGAAGCGCUAGGCCAAUUCUCUUACCGUGUAGGCCCAGGGAAUUUCUGUCUGGUCCAUGUCAGCCUCGUGCCUGUGCUUAAUGUUGUUGGUGAACAGAAAACUAAGCCAACACAGCAUAGUGUCCGAGGACUACGAGGCUUGGGCUUGACGCCAGAUAUCUUAGCUUGUCGGAGCACAAAGGCACUUGAAGAUAAUGUGAAAGAGAAACUAGCUCAAUUCUGCCAUGUCCCGCUUGAGUAUAUCUUCACUCUCUAUGAUAUUCCCAACAUUUGGCAUAUUCCUUUGUUGCUAAAGGAGCAGAAAGCUCACCUGGCAAUCUCAAAAGUGCUCAAUCUUGCUAGUAUUCUUAAAGAGCCUUCUCUAGGGGAAUGGACUUCCAGAGCUGAAUUAUGUGACAAUUUACAUGUGCCGGUGAGAAUCGCUGUUGUGGGGAAAUAUACAGGCCUCUCCGAUGCUUAUCUCUCAGUCUUGAAGGCUCUCUUACAUGCUUCUGUGGCUUGUCGCAAAAAGCUCGUAGUUGAUUGGGUUCCAGCUUGUGAUCUCGAAAAAGAAACUGAGAAAGAGAAUCCAGAUGCGUAUAAAGCUGCUUGGAAGUUGCUAAAGGGAGUAGAUGGAGUUCUUGUCCCUGGAGGUUUUGGUGAUAGGGGAGUGGAAGGGAAGAUUCUUGCUGCAAAAUAUGCUCGUGAAAACAAAAUCCCUUUCCUUGGUAUUUGUCUCGGUAUGCAGAUUGCUGUCAUCGAGUUUGCACGAUCAGUUCUCUCCUUGCACGAUGCCAACAGCACAGAGUUUAAACCCGAAACCAAACAUCCCUGCAUCAUUUUCAUGCCUGAGGGUUCAAGAACUCAUAUGGGAGGCACUAUGCGCUUAGGAUCAAGAAAAUCAUUCUUCAAUGUCAAAGACAGCAAAUCCGCAAAACUAUACGGGAACAAAACCUUUGUCGAUGAGAGGCAUCGCCAUAGAUAUGAGGUGAAUCCUGAUAUGGUUGAACGCCUUGAGAAGGCUGGUCUCUCUUUUGCUGCAAAAGAUGAAACUGGCAAACGCAUGGAGAUCAUUGAACUCCCGAAUCAUCCUUUCUUUAUUGGUGCUCAAUUCCACCCUGAGUUCAAAUCCAGACCCGGGAAAGCUUCUCCUCUAUUUUUAGGACUCAUUGCAGCAUCGUGUGGGGAGCUAGACACAGUCAUGAAUCCAGCAGCUGUUCAUCAACAUCUGAUUAGUAGUAACUGUCCAAAAAACGUUUUUGUCAAUGGAAGCUUAAAGAAAUCUCCCAAUGGCGUCGCUGAUGUAAGAUAUAACAACGGCUACUGCAAUGGCCUCUACACUAGAUAGAUAGCUUGCAUUAGCCGAGUUCUCUACCGCUUUCUCUCUUCAUUAGAAUUGCUUCGUCUUUCGAUUUUAGUUUGGAUUUUGGUUUGCUUUUCUUUUUUUCAUAAUGUUAGGAUUUUUUCCUCUGUACAUAUGAUCCAAAGCCUUUUUGUUCAGGUUGUGUUAGACUCUUUUUAACAGACUUAUGUUCUGGAAAAGACUCUAGCUUGAAACGUCUGAAAAUGGCGGUUGAUUCCCCUGGUUUGUUUGAUUUUUUUUUCUCAUCGAAAGGGGAGUUCAUAUGAUCAUAUGUAUUGCUGGAACAUUUUGUAUCUUGGUUUGGUCUGAAUGUGAAAGACGACGCAUUUGAUAAAUAAAACUCUUAGCAAGACUUUAUGAAAUAA
Molecule: messenger RNA, 2565 nt
Organism: Camelina sativa (false flax)
Lineage: Eukaryota; Viridiplantae; Streptophyta; Magnoliopsida; Brassicales; Brassicaceae
Source: RefSeq, a predicted model, not a curated record